This is a messenger RNA of Periophthalmus magnuspinnatus, 2973 nucleotides long. RefSeq names its product cadherin-4-like. Gene Ontology annotation, biological process: calcium-dependent cell-cell adhesion; adherens junction organization; cell-cell junction assembly. The coding region runs from base 1 to 2820 and encodes 939 amino acids. The transcript is spliced from 20 exons. The record is from RefSeq and is a predicted model, not a curated record. Gene Ontology annotation, molecular function: calcium ion binding; cadherin binding. Lineage: Eukaryota; Metazoa; Chordata; Actinopteri; Gobiiformes; Gobiidae. Gene Ontology annotation, cellular component: plasma membrane; adherens junction; catenin complex.
AUGAGAUCCACUGACUUCGCUGUGGUCCUGACUGCAGCUCUGCUUUUUGACUCGUUCUGGAGGAAUAAUGGCGAGCGUGCAGCCCACAGCCCCUGUCGCUCUGGCUUCUCUCAGAGCGUCUAUACCGUGGUGGUGCCCAAGGAUGUGGUCCAAGGCCGAUCCGUGCGGAAAGGAACGCCUGUUUCUCCGCAAACAGUGAAAUUUGACGACUGCCUGGGGAACAAGUCCGUGACCUUCCAGAGCAGCGACCCCCGCUUCACCGUGCUACUAGACGGCGCCAUCUACGUCCCGGAGGAGGUAGCGCUGUUGGACAAACCGGUGCGGUUCACGGUCCAAGCUCACGGUCCAAACUCGCAGGUGUGGGGGACCGAAGUGCAGCUCGCGGUCGACGCUUCUCCGGGACUUAAACCAAAUGGAAAUAAGGUGAACGAGGAGUCGGGGGAGAUCUUCAGAGAGAUCUCGGAGCAGAACGUCACACGGGACUCCAGCUCAGACCCUCCGCCCGUCAUCCUGUUCCCAUCGUCUGGCCGCGGCGCCUCGGGGUCGCUGCGCAGACACAAGAGGGACUGGGUGAUCCCCCCCAUCAACGUGGCCGAGAAUUCCCGAGGACCGUUCCCGCAGAUGCUCGUCAGCAUCCGCUCCGACCAGGACCAGGACAUCUCCAUCCGGUACAGCAUCACCGGAGUGGGAGCCGACCAGCCGCCCAACGAAGUGUUCAGCAUCGACCCCGUGCUCGGAAAAAUGUUUGUGACCAAACCUCUGGACCGGGAACACCGCUCCUCCUACCACCUUCGAGCCCAUGCCGUGGACAUGAACGGGAACCAGGUGGAAAACCCCAUCGACCUUUACAUCUUCGUCAUCGACAUGAACGACAACCGCCCGGAGUUCAAGAACCAGGUCUAUAACGGCUCCGUAGACGAAGGCUCCAAACCAGGGACUUACGUGAUGCACUUGUCGGCGUUCGACGCUGAUGACAACACCACGGCCAAUGGGAUGGUGCGAUACCGGAUCCUGUCCCAAACGCCGCACAGUCCCAUCCCGAACAUGUUCACCAUCAACAGCGAGACGGGGGACAUCGUCACCGUGGCGCCCGGCCUGGACCGAGAGAAAGUCUCCCAGUACACGAUCAUCGUCCAGGCCACAGAUAUGGAAGGAAACCUGAACUUUGGCCUCUCCAACACGGCCACCGCCAUCAUCACCGUGACCGACAUCAACGACAACCCGCCCAUGCUCACCUCCAGGACGUUUUCAGGCGAGGUGCCGGAGAACAGGGUCGACGUGGUGGUGGCGAACCUGACGGUGAUCGACGCAGACCAGCCGCAUUCACCCAACUGGAACGCCAUCUACAGGAUCAUCAGCGGAGAUCCCACCGGACACUUCACCAUCCGCACGGAUCCGGUGUCCAACGACGGAAUGGUCACGGUGGUCAAGCCGGUGGACUUCGAGCUGAACCGCGCCUUCAUGCUGACGGUCGUCGUUUCCAACCAGGCGCACUUGGCGAGCGGGAUCCAGUCGUCCCUCCAGUCGACAGCGGGGGUCACUAUUUCGGUCCAGGACGUGAACGAGCCGCCGUACUUCCCCACGAACCCCAAACACAUCCGCUUUGACGAGGGCGUCCCGGCCGGCACCAGGCUCGAGACGUUCUCCGCCACCGACCCGGACCGACUUCAGAUGCAGCAGAUCAUCAGGUAUUCCAAGCUCAACGACCCGGCCAACUGGCUGUCAAUCAACCGGACCAACGGGCAGAUCGUGACCACGGCCAUCCUGGACCGCGAAUCCAGCUACGUGAAGAAUAACAUUUAUGAAGCCACGUUUUUGGCCACAGACAAUGGUUCCCCUCCGGCCAGUGGCACAGGGACACUGCAGAUUAACCUGAUCGACAUAAACGACAACCCGCCCACCCUCAUCCCAAAAGAGUCCCAGCUUUGUGAGCGCACGAGCCGCAGCGUCCACGGGGUCAACAUCACGGCCGCAGACGCCGACACUGACCCCAACGCCGGGCCCUUCGUGUUCGAGCUGCCCAGCUUCCCCUCGAGCAUCCGACGCAACUGGACCAUCACCAGAAUCAGUGGCGACUAUGCACGUCUGGGUCUGCGGUAUCAGAUCUACCUGGAGCCCGGGGUCUAUGAGGUUCCUAUAAUCGUGUCCGACUCGGGGAACCCCCCUCUGUCCAACCGAUCGGUCAUAAAGGUCAAAGUGUGCCCCUGUAACGAGCACGGAGACUGCACCACGCUCGGAGCUGUGGCCGCCACGGGACUCGGGACUGGAGCCAUCAUCUCCAUCCUCAUCUGCAUCAUCAUAUUACUCAGUAUGGUUUUGUUAUUCGUGGUGUGGGUCAAACGCAGAGAGAAGGAGCGACAAACCAAACAGCUGCUGAUCGACCCCGAGGACGACGUCAGAGACAACAUCCUGAAAUAUGACGAAGAGGGCGGAGGAGAGGAAGACCAGGACUACGACCUGAGCCAACUGCAGCAGCCCGACUCCCUGGAGCACAUCAUCAGUAAACCCCCCGGCGUCCGCAGGGUGGACGAGCGGCCCAUCAUCCCCGAGUCCCAGUUCCCCAUCAGACCAGUGGUGCCGCACCCGGGAGACAUCGGGGACUUUAUACACGAGGGCUUGCGGGCGGCGGACAAUGACCCCACGGCGCCCCCUUACGACAGUCUGCUGGUGUUCGACUACGAGGGGAGCGGCUCCACUGCGGGCUCCGUCAGCUCUCUGAACUCAUCCAGCACAGGGGACCAGGACUAUGACUAUCUCAACGACUGGGGCCCCCGCUUCAAGAAACUGGCCGACAUGUACGGGGGCGGGGCCGACGAAUGAAACACUGCCCCCCGUAGGCCCGUACACUAAACGCACAUAGACACACAUAAAAAACCCUCGUCCCGUCAGCUGGCCUGCCACGCUCUGUACCACCGGGGGGGAUAAACACGCACCCUGAUGACAUCACUGACUCAACAACCAAUCAGAUUUGAG